Messenger RNA from Nothobranchius furzeri (turquoise killifish), 3082 nucleotides. RefSeq names its product dynein, cytoplasmic 1, intermediate chain 2a. Gene Ontology annotation, molecular function: dynein heavy chain binding; dynein light chain binding. The record is from RefSeq and is a predicted model, not a curated record. Gene Ontology annotation, cellular component: cytoplasmic dynein complex. Gene Ontology annotation, biological process: transport along microtubule. Lineage: Eukaryota; Metazoa; Chordata; Actinopteri; Cyprinodontiformes; Nothobranchiidae.
CCAGCAGGGGGCAGUAGCCAGAUCUGGGUUUCUCUUCCAGGUUCCAGCAUCAUCGCUCUGCUCCUCCAUCAUCUUGUCCGGAGAAACAGCGUUUACAAAACUGGACUCUUUUGUCUCAUUUGAGCCCAGAUCUUACUUCUAACGUCAGCAUGUCUGAUAAGAGUGAGCUGAAGGCUGAGUUGGAGAGGAAGAAACAACGAAUUGCCCAGAUUCGAGAGGAAAAGAAGAGAAAAGAAGAAGAGAAGAAAAAGAAGGAUGGAGACUCAAUACGUGGAGGUGAGGGCGUGUCCUCAGUGGGCGGUGAGGACUCUGAUCUGGAGAGGAAGAGGAGGGAGGCAGAGGCUUUGCUGCAGAGUGUUGGCAUCACCCCAGAUAUACCUCAUGCUCAGCCCCUGAGGGUAGUAACAGAAGAUACGUGUCUGUUUCACUACCUAGUCCCCGCCCCCAUGUCUCCCUCCAACAAAUCAGUGGGCAGCGAUGCAGGAAGCCAAGAUUCUGGGGAUGGAAACACUGGACCAAGGACUUUGCAUUGGGAUCCCGACCCCUCUACUCUGCAACUCCACUCCGACUCUGAGCUAAUGGGACGUGGGACGGCGAGGCUCGGCAUGUCCAAACUGACCCAGGUGGAUUUUGUCCCGAGGGAGCUGGUGUCCUACUGCAAAGAAACGCAGACACCCACAGAGGCGUUGUCACACACUGAUCAGAAAGCAGAUGAAGAAGAGGAUGAGGAGAUAAGUGCUCCUCCACCAGCUGAUGGCGCUCAGGAUGAAAAAGAUGAACAUGGUGAAGGGCAGGACGACGACACUCCAAAGGAGCUGACAGAAGAAGAGAAGCUGCAGGUCCUGCAUUCUGAUGAGUUCUUGUCGUUUUUUGAGCGCAGCAGCAGAGUCCUGGAGAGAGCUCUGGCUGAGCAGGUGGACGUCUGCUUCGACUACAGCGGGAGAGAUCUAGAGGAUAAGGAAGGUGACUUGCAGGCUGGUGCAAAGCUGGUUCUGAACAGGCAGUUUGCAGAUGAACGCUGGACUAAAAACAGAGUGGUCACCUGUCUGGACUGGUCACCUCAGUACCCAGAGCUGCUGGUCACGUCGUACAACAACAAUGAGGAUGCGCCACAUGAGCCUGAUGGCGUGGCGCUGGUCUGGAACCUGAAAUACAAGAAGUCAACACCGGAGUACAUUUUCCACUGCCAGUCGGAGGUGAUGUCAGCUGGAUUUGCAAAGUUUCACCCUAACCUGGUGGUGGGUGGGACUUACUCUGGACAGAUAGUCCUAUGGGACAACAGGAGCAACAAGCGUACUCCAGUCCAGAGAACACCUCUGUCUGCAGCUGCACACACGCACCCCGUCUACUGCGUGAAUGUGGUUGGAACCCAAAAUGCUAACAACCUGAUUAGCAUUUCCACAGAUGGUAAAAUGUGCUCCUGGAGCCUCGACAUGCUCUCCCAGCCGCAGGACAGUCUGGAGCUGGUGUUCAAACAGAGCAAGGCCGUGGCCGUCACGUCCAUGGCCUUCCCUCUGGGGGAUGUCAACAACUUUGUGGUGGGGAGCGAGGACGGCUCAGUUUACACUGCAUGUCGUCACGGCAGUAAGGCGGGAAUCACUGAGGUGUUUGAAGGUCACCAUGGCCCUGUGACUGGGCUGAGCUGUCACAGUGCUGCAGGACCUGUGGAUUUCUCUCACCUUUUCAUCUCCUCCUCUUUUGAUUGGACAGUGAAACUAUGGAGCACCAAGAGCACCCGUCCUUUGUACUCCUUUGAGGACAGCUGUGAUUAUGUUUAUGAUGCCAUGUGGUCUCCAGCACAUCCGGCUCUGUUUGCUUGCGUGGACCUAUCUGGACGCCUGGACCUGUGGAACCUCAACAAUGACACUGAAGUUCCAACAGCCAGCGUGUGUGUAGAUGGCUCCCCAGCACUGAACCGUGUCAGAUGGUCUCACUCUGGGAAGGAGAUUGCUACUGGAGACUCUGAGGGGCAGGUUCAGGUCUACGAUGUGGGGGAGCAAAUCUGCGUACCCAAAGCGGAUGAGUGGACGCGUUUCGUCAGGACGCUUGCUGAAAUCAACGAGAACAGAGACGAAGCUGAAGAACUGGCCAACGUCUGAUGCAACUCCUCACUAACAUUUAAUAAAUUCCUCUGUAGUACACUACACACCUAUAGCACAUGAAACACGACACAACCAGAGAUCGCUCCCCUUUCUGGUUUGCAGCUUUUCCUUCUACUAGAACUUGGGCCUGAGGAGACGUGCAGAGCUAGAACGGACCGAAACGACAGCGAGAGAUUUGUUUUUAAAUGUCUUAAAGCACGUGGGUAUAAAUGAAUGAAUGUCUUGUGUAGCAUCCAUCAGCGGUAGUUGAACACGGACCAGCGUUAGAUAGCUGAACAUCGGCUCUGAACUUCUAGCUUUGAUAACAUCCUCAGGGCUCCAGAAACCGUUCUCCUGAGGCCUCAACCAACCCCCCCCCCCCUUUUUUUUUUACAUAUGCAAACCUUUGUACUUACACCUUUUUAUUACCUUGUGAGUGUUCCUACUUUUUAAUAUUUUACAGACACGCUUGUGCACGGCUGUUAGUCUCCUGUAACAGAAAGGAAAGUCUGUAAAGCUGACCACCACACCCUCAGCAGGACUGAAUGAACGAGUGAUCUUAUGCGUGCACAAGUCCUUACAUUUUAGCAAUGACUAUAAUAUUUAAUAUUUAUUAUUGUUGCAUUUAUUUAAAUAUUUUAUGUAUAAUUUGAAAAACUGUUUUGAAUAUUGGCACUAAAAAUGUAACCAAAAUCCUUUGCUUUAGAUUUGACACUAGUUUUAUUUUUACAUGCGACCUUAGCCCAACCCGUGUUUCCUUGUCUAAUGGAGAGCAGAAACUGUGUGCUGACUUGGUAAAUGUAGGUUUAAAUGAAAACUUCACUGAAGCUGGAUCAGUUUUUUCCUUCAGCCUCAUCAAACUUGUUAAUAUUUAAAGUAAAAUGACCUUAUUUGAUGUUCCAUACCAGGACUGCUUUUCUGAAAUCGUACUGUACUCUGCUGAAAAAUGAAAGGCUGCACUUUUUCAUUGAAAUAAAAACCCUCCAAAAAUCCUUGUAAAA